Messenger RNA from Loa loa (African eye worm), 501 nucleotides. RefSeq lists its product as hypothetical. The coding region runs from base 1 to 501 and encodes 166 amino acids. The record is from RefSeq and is a predicted model, not a curated record. Lineage: Eukaryota; Metazoa; Nematoda; Chromadorea; Rhabditida; Onchocercidae. The transcript has 3 exons.
AUGGAUAAGGCGGAAAAAGGUAAUGAAUGUAAAAGUUGCACAAUGAAAGGUGAUGAAAGUAAUGAAAUUCGAUGUGAAUUACAACAAGUGAAUGGAUAUAAUGUUGAAUUAGCGGAACAACAGGAUGACAUAACUAAUCUGAAAGAAAAUAGCCAGGAGAGUGAAAGUAAUCAUUCAACUAAUACUGCAAAAUGUUCGAAUAGUACGAAUGAUGAAACUUUAGUGAAAAAAGAGAAUUCUGAAAUUAUCACUAAAGAAAAAGUAUCGGAAGCAAUACCAUCAAAAACUUCAAUUUCGUCUUCUUCAUUAUCAUCGAAAAAUAUGCUUGAAUCAUCGUUAUCAUCAUCAUCAUCAUCGUCAAAUGGUAAUAAUGCUAUAAGCAACGUUCAGGGUGAAUGUCGAACAUCUGUUUUGAUCAAAAAACAAAUGAAUGAAAUCGAUAAGGAAAUUAAUCGACGAAUACAAAAUCGAAAUAUUAAAAAAGUAUGCUUUGAAUUCUAA